Messenger RNA from Lichtheimia ornata, 816 nucleotides. RefSeq lists its product as uncharacterized. The transcript has 4 exons. Gene Ontology annotation, molecular function: copper ion binding; superoxide dismutase copper chaperone activity. NCBI's taxonomy places the organism in Eukaryota, Fungi, Mucoromycota, Mucoromycetes, Mucorales, Lichtheimiaceae. Bases 1 to 816 code for a protein of 271 amino acids. Gene Ontology annotation, biological process: removal of superoxide radicals. The record is from RefSeq and is a predicted model, not a curated record. Gene Ontology annotation, cellular component: cytoplasm.
AUGCAUACCCAAGAACGAAAGCAGUUUAAAACCGAAUUCGCCGUCGAAAUGACCUGCGAAAGUUGUGUCAACGACAUUAGCAACGUGCUGAAACAGUUUCCAGAUAUCAAGAAAUACGAUAUCAACCUUGAAGACCAGCGUGUAGUUGUUGAAGGAUCGAUGGCACCAUCCCAAAUCUCUCGUGCUCUCAAAGGAACCGGAAGAACGGUGAUCGUGCGUGGUCAAGGUGUUGCUGAUGGACAAGGUCACUCGGGUGCAGCAGUGUGCAUCUUUGAUACAUAUGGCAGCGAUCCUACUCAACAAGUCCCCAAAGGCACACAAGGCUUAGCACGUUUUGUACAAAUCGAUGAGGAGACAUGUCUUAUUGACUUGACCGUGGAAGGACUUUCGCCUGGAAAGCAUGGUGUUCAUAUUCAUGAGCUCGGUGAUAUCUCGCGUGGAUGGAUGUCAACAGGCGACCACUUUAAUCCUACAGACGUUGAUCAUGGCGAUGCAGAGAAUGGUCACGUGGGCGACUUGGGCAAUGUGGAAGUGGAUGCCAAUGGAUGGGGUGACCUAGUGGUCGAAAGCAAUCGUGUCAAAGUAUGGGAUAUUAUCGGCCGUAGCAUGGUGAUUUCCGAACGUCCUGAUGAUCUUGGUCAAGGCAACACCAAAGAAAGCAAAUGGGAUGGAAAUAGUGGACCAGGUAUUUUAUGUGGUAUCAUUGCUCGAAGUGCUGGUGCUUUUGAAAACAUGAAGAAGGUGUGUGCAUGUUCAGGCAAGACAUUAUGGGAAGAAGCACGUAUCCAGCCCCAAGAUAAGAAAGUAUCACUGUAG